Molecule: messenger RNA, 615 nt
Organism: Dothidotthia symphoricarpi CBS 119687
Lineage: Eukaryota; Fungi; Ascomycota; Dothideomycetes; Pleosporales; Dothidotthiaceae
Product: Ctr copper transporter
Exons: 4
Coding region: 1-615 (204 amino acids)
Biological process (GO): copper ion transmembrane transport
Cellular component (GO): membrane
Molecular function (GO): copper ion transmembrane transporter activity
Source: RefSeq, a predicted model, not a curated record
AUGAACAUGCUCUUCACGUGGGACACCACGAAUCUCUGCAUCGUCUUUCGUGGCUGGCGCAUUGACGGCACCGGCUCCCUUAUCUUCUCUCUUCUCGCGAUUGUUAUGCUCACGGCGGGCUACGAGGCGAUUCGCGAGGCGUCGAGACGGUAUGAGCUGUACGCGAGUAGGGUGGCAGAGGGCAGGAGAGGCGCAGAAGACUUGAGAGAGGUUCCAACUUGUUACGAAAAGACGACCACAUGGCUAGUUCUUCGAAGGCGCAUGUUUGAAUUUCUGCACCCCAUCAAUGCGAGAGAAAGACAUGAGAUGCAGACAGGCCAUAUUUUCUUGCCAUGUCGUCUUCUGGAACAGAAGCUGAACCCAGCGCGCGAAGAUGCUGCAGAUGAAUCGAGCUCAUUACUUGGCCCAGGGAGAAACGUAGGAAGGGACUCGGAGCAGCAGAUGAAGAUUGUGAAAGCGAUCUUGUAUGCGGUGCAGGUGUUCUACUCGUUCUUUAUCAUGUUGUUGUUCAUGACAUACAACGGUUGGAUCAUGCUGGCUGUUGCUGUGGGAGCUUUUGUCGGCUACUUGAUGUUCAGCAAUUCAUCGCCGACCAAGUCGGCUGCUUGUCACUGA